CUAUCCCUGACCUCGCUGCGAAGCAGCACGCAGCCGGACCUCUCGCGGCGGCUGUACCGGCUGAUCAAAACCUUCAACAAUGUCAUCUCAGCCCACUCCUCUGCCGGGCGGGAGCGCAGUUCGGUAGCGGCGCAGCUGUCCGAGUGGGGCGAGCAGACGGGCGACGAGGCCGUCAGCGACGUGAGCGACAAGAUCGGGGUGCUGCUGGCCGAGACGGGGGAGCUCGAGGCCGCAUACGCGCGGCAGCUGGACGAAGGGGCGCGAGCAGCGCUGAAGGCGAUACGGAAUACCGAGCGUAGUGUGCAGCCUACGAGGGAUGGGAAACGCAGGUUGGUGGAGGAGAUUGGAAGGUUGAAGGUGAAAGAGCCGCAGAGUGCGAGGCUAGUGACGCUGGAGCAGGAGCUUGUCAGGGCUGAGGCGGAGGGGUUGGUUGCUGAGGCGCAGUUGGGGAACGUGACGCGGCAGAAGCUCAAGGAGGCAUACACGGCCGAGUUCCUCGCCACGAUUGAGCGCGCCGAGAAGCAGAUCAUCCUGUCGCGGCACGGGUUGCGGCUGCUGCAGCUGCUUGACGAUACCCCGACGGUCCCCGGCGAUGUGCGGCCGGCGUACGCGCACGCCUCGCAGGCCAGGCAGAUUCUGAACGAUGCUGAGGAUGACCUGCGAGACUGGCGGCCG
Canariomyces notabilis is the source of this 675-nucleotide messenger RNA. RefSeq lists its product as uncharacterized. Gene Ontology annotation, molecular function: lipid binding. The record is from RefSeq and is a predicted model, not a curated record. Gene Ontology annotation, biological process: endocytosis; eisosome assembly. The transcript is spliced from 2 exons. The annotation marks the transcript as partial. Lineage: Eukaryota; Fungi; Ascomycota; Sordariomycetes; Sordariales; Chaetomiaceae. Gene Ontology annotation, cellular component: eisosome filament; plasma membrane.